UGUUCCAGCUGAGUCUAAACCAUCUGUGGCAGAGCCCACUGGAAAUGAGGGAGCAGGAAAUCACCUUGCCAGGCCUCACACUACCAACUCCUCCAGAGCACCAGAGACUGACUCCUAAGCACGUUGGGCACAGAGAGUUUCCCAUGGUAUCUUCCUCAUGGUCACCCCUUCCACUGGUACUUGGGAUCAUGUCCUUGUCCCUGAUGCUACUGAUAACAGCAAGAAUCUAUAGUUCCCAACUGACUGAUGUAAUCAGGGAACAGAAGAAACUCUCUGAACAAGUGAAAAAGCUCACCCAGCAGCUAAGGUCCUGCCAAGCCCUGAACCCAGGCUUUCUAGCCCCUGCAGAGGAACAGCUAAGUCAAAGAGGGAAGUGUCCAGCACGCUGGAGUCACAGAAAAGAAAGGUCCUAUCUUUUUUCUCCUGAAAAUAGAGUUUGGGAACAGUGUAAAUCCUUUUGCAUUACUCAGUCUGCUAUGCUGAUUACAAUUGAAAGCAAAGAGGAGCAGAGUUUCAUAAUAAGGGAGUCAUUUCUGUAUUCUGAAGUGCGUCAUGGCCUCCCAUAUUACUACCCAUUCUGGAUUGGAUUGUCACACAACUCUGAAACUCAGAAGUGGGUCUGGGUGGACAGCACAGCUCUCUCCACUGGCCUGUUUUCCCUCCCAGACUCCAGUAAUCUGACUCAUCAGGGUGGGGCUUGUGUGUACUAUCAAGCUGGGGCACCUAAGGCUGGAAGCUGCGGAGAAGGUCGAUUCUGCAUCUGUGAAAAGAAGAAAGAUCCGGCAGGACAAGGUCAUCUGAAUUAACCCACCAGACUAAUGGUGAGUGAGAAUGGAUCUAGGAGACUGCUGCAGCAGGCAGGGGAGUGUGGAGCUUGCACAUGGAAAAGGAUUACACAUCAAACACUCACAAAAAGCCUGAGACUUUGUACUGCCACUUGCAGGGGAACAGCACAGACCUGAACUGCAGCAUGGGCAAGUGGGACUGCCUG
Molecule: messenger RNA, 991 nt
Organism: Alligator mississippiensis (American alligator)
Lineage: Eukaryota; Metazoa; Chordata; Crocodylia; Alligatoridae
Product: C-type lectin domain family 1 member A-like
Exons: 6
Coding region: 45-806 (253 amino acids)
Source: RefSeq, a predicted model, not a curated record